AUGCCAGCAUCGAGUAACCAUGGAGACACCAUUGUGCGCACGUCGUCUCGUAGCCAUCUCGAUGGAGACAAUCACGGUGAUGGUGACUCUCUCGGACCGGAACCUAGCGGGGAGUCCGACUCGGAAGUGGAGAACAAUAAGUUCGCCUUCUCACCGGGCCAGCUCAAUAAACUCAUCAGCCCCAAGUGUGUAGGCGCUUUUGGCGCUUUUGGCGGGUUAAGAGCGUUGGAAAAAGGUCUCCGAACCGAUGUGCGGAGCGGCUUGAGCAUGGAUGAGACAGUGUUGGAUGGCACGGUGGGCACUGACGGGGUGGUUGCACAAUCCUUCAUGCCACCACAACUGGCCAGCGUAGAAGGACUGGCAGUCAAGCAGCCACAGGACAGAUUCGUGGAUCGGCGAAGGGUGUUCGGAAUCAAUAAGCUUCCGAAGAAGAAACUGAAAUCAAUUUGGGAGCUCGUGUGGAUCGCGUACAAUGAUAAGGUGCUAAUCCUGCUAUCAAUUGCCGCUGUCGUCUCCCUCGCCGUGGGUAUUCCGCAAUCUGUGCGAGGAACGGGGGUGGAAUGGGUGGAGGGAGCAGCGAUCGUCGUCGCCAUCGUUGUAGUCGUCGCCGUCGGUGCGGCGAAUGACUGGCAGAAAGAACGGCAAUUCGCGAAGCUUAACCAAAAGAAAGAGGAUCGAUAUGUGAAGGUCAUCCGAUCAGGGAAGAUGGCGCAGCUGUCGACCUAUGAUAUCAUGGUCGGGGACGUGAUGUGCCUGGAACCGGGCGAUAUAAUCCCAGCCGAUGGGAUCCUGAUUGACGGGCAUGGAGUUAAAUGUGAUGAGUCUUCAGUCACAGGAGAGUCAAGCCUCCUGCGGAAGAUCCCAGGCGACAAAGCGUAUCGGGCAGUUGAGCAGAACGAAGACUUGAAGGGACUGGACCCGUUUAUCGUCUCGGGGUCCAAGGUUGAAGAGGGUAUGGGGACUUUCCUGGUCACUGCUACUGGCAUUCACUCGACCUACGGCCGAACCAUGAUGUCUCUCCAGGAUGAGACCGAGAUCACCCCGCUGCAGGUCAAGCUCAAUGUGCUGGCAGAUUAUAUUGCCAAGGUCGGCCUUACCGCAGGCCUGAUACUGUUUGUGGUGCUAUUCAUCAAAUUUCUGGUCCGCCUCAAGGAUAUUGAUGGCGGUGCAGAGGCCAAAGGCCAGGCCUUUCUACGGAUUUUCAUCGUGGCGGUCACCAUUGUCGUCGUAGCAGUGCCUGAAGGGCUGCCAUUGGCUGUCACCCUCGCUCUUGCCUUUGCAACAACAAGGAUGAUCCAGGACAACAACCUCGUGCGCUUGCUGCGUGCAUGUGAGACCAUGGGAAAUGCCACGACCAUUUGCUCCGACAAGACUGGGACGCUCACCGAGAACAAGAUGAGCGUCGUGGCCGCGACUCUAGGCACCAUGUCACGAUUCGAUGAGCAAUCGAACAAUACGGCGGCCAGCACACGAGGCCCUGCAAUUCUUUCAGCCUCAGAGUUUGUAUCUAGACUUUCAUCAUCAAUCAGAAACCAUCUAUUGCAAUCGAUCGUGCUCAAUUCGACUGCGUUCGAGGCUGAGCGUGACGGAGUAACGACGUUUAUCGGAUCUAAGACGGAGACGGCGUUUCUGUCAUUCGCGCGAGACCAACUCGGGCUUCGGCCAGUGAGCGAGGAGAGAGCGAAUGUGAAUAUUGUGCAGAUCUUUCCGUUCGACUCAAGUCGCAAAUGUAUGGCCGUAGUCUUUCGGAUGGAUUGUGGAAAGUAUCGGAUGCUCGUUAAAGGUGCUGCAGAGAUCUUACUACGUCAAUCGUCACAGGUCAUACAGCAUGCAAGCAAUGGUCUGGAGGAUGUCCCACUCUCCGGGGAGUAUAGAGCCGCGCUAGAUACCAUUAUUACCGAUUAUGCGUCUCGUUCUCUGAGAUGUAUUGCGCUUGUGCAUCGUGACUUCGAAAGAUGGCCGCCUUAUGGGACAUCAACGCUUGAAAGUGACGGCGAAAUGGCAGACUUUGAGCCAGUUUUCAAAAACAUGACGAUGCUAGGCAUCUUCGGCAUCCAGGACCCUGUCCGUGAAGGAGUCCCUGACGCAGUCCGCCAGUGUCAGCGCGCUGGAGUGUUCGUCAGGAUGGUGACUGGCGACAGUAUUACCACAGCCAAAGCCAUCGCUCAGCAGUGCGGCAUCUACACGCCUGGUGGAAUCGCUAUCGAAGGGCCUGAAUUCCGCCAGCUGAGCCAUGAUCGGAUGGACGAGCUCAUCCCAAAUCUGCAGGUCAUCGCGCGGUCAAGUCCAGACGACAAGAAGAUGUUGGUCGGCUACCUCAAGAGACUUGGCGAGACUGUCGCCGUGACUGGGGAUGGGACAAAUGACGCGCAGGCACUUAAGACGGCUGAUGUCGGCUUUGCAAUGGGUAUCACAGGCACUGAAGUUGCUAAGGAGGCGUCAGACAUUAUCAUAAUGGACGACAAUUUCGCAUCAAUUGUCAAAGCGAUAGCAUGGGGACGCACGGUGAAUGAUGCCAUCAGAAAAUUUCUGCAGUUCCAAAUAACCGUCAACGUCACUGCUGUCGCUCUUACAUUUAUUUCUGCUGUUACCAGUAAUGAUGCGGAUUCUGUACUCAGCGCAGUGCAGCUGUUGUGGGUCAAUCUCAUCAUGGACACCUUCGCUGCUCUUGCACUUGCGACCGAUCCUCCUUCGUCUUACGUUCUCAAUCGCAAACCUGAUCCCAAAUCUGCGCCGCUAAUAACCUUGACAAUGUGGAAGAUGAUCGUUGGUCAAGCCGUCUAUCAACUGGCUGUGACGCUCUUCCUGUAUUUUGAUGGACAUUUCAUCUUCCCAGAGUGGAAUAGCAGGUGUAUGCAGACAGUGGUGUUCAACACUUUUGUCUUCAUGCAGGUAUUCAAUCAGUACAACUGCCGCCGGAUUGACAAUCGGACAAAUAUUAUGGAGGGUAUCCUACGCAAUACGUGGUUUAUUAUCAUCCAGGUCAUCAUCAUCGGCGGGCAGGUCUUGAUCGUCUCCGUGGGUGGGAAAGCCUUUUCCGUGCAGCGACUUGACCAGCCCUCCCAGUGGGCAGUGAGCAUUUUGCUUGGAGCUUUUGCCAUACCGGUAGGGGGAUUGAUUCGCCUGAUCCCGGAUACAGUCAUCUCCAAGUCUAUUUCAUAUAUCUGGCCCCGCAUGAAACGUUCUCGGCUAGACGCUUCCAGAAAAAGCCGAUUUUACAGUCGAGAUCUGGGACGCAAGGAAAUUAGCGAUCAACUUGCAUUCAUGAGGAGGGUCCGAGGGGGGCGACUGAGGCAUAUAAUACACAAGCAUCCCCAGGUUUUUUUCCAGUCCCGCCGUAACUCCAAACCCCCCUAUACCUCUAUGCCGCCCACAGUCGUCGAAGAAACGGCCGCCAAUGACAAUACCGCGGAUAUUUAUUCGACGUCCGCGCCUGUAUCUGAGAGGACACCUUUGAUUCGUGGUAACGGGACGAGUCUCAGCCGAUGUCAAGUAUAG
Molecule: messenger RNA, 3498 nt
Organism: Aspergillus tubingensis
Lineage: Eukaryota; Fungi; Ascomycota; Eurotiomycetes; Eurotiales; Aspergillaceae
Product: calcium ion P-type ATPase
Exons: 4
Coding region: 1-3498 (1165 amino acids)
Biological process (GO): intracellular calcium ion homeostasis; calcium ion transmembrane transport
Cellular component (GO): intracellular membrane-bounded organelle; membrane
Molecular function (GO): ATP hydrolysis activity; ATP binding; P-type calcium transporter activity
Source: RefSeq, a predicted model, not a curated record